Cricetulus griseus (Chinese hamster) is the source of this 1779-nucleotide messenger RNA. Lineage: Eukaryota; Metazoa; Chordata; Mammalia; Rodentia; Cricetidae. The record is from RefSeq and is a predicted model, not a curated record.
AUUUCAGGAAAAGUCUGACUGUGGAGCAAGACAAGAUGAAGGUUGAGCUACUGCCUGCCCUGACUGACAACUACAUGUACCUGGUCAUUGAUGAGGACACCAAGGAGGCUGCCAUUGUGGAUCCAGUGCAACCCCAGAAGGUUAUAGAAGCCGUGAAAAAGCACCAUGUAAAGCUGACCACAGUGCUCACCACUCACCACCACUGGGACCAUGCUGGUGGGAAUGAGAAGCUGGUGAAGCUGGAACCUGGGCUGAAGGUUUAUGGAGGUGAUGACCGCAUUGGGGCCUUGACUCACAAAGUCACACACCUUUCCACACUGCAGGUGGGGUCUCUCAUUGUCAAAUGUCUGUCAACACCAUGCCAUACUUCCGGACACAUCUGUUACUUUGUGAGCAAGUCUGGUAGCUCAGAGCCCUCUGCAGUGUUCACAGGUGACACGUUGUUUGUUGCUGGCUGUGGGAAGUUCUAUGAAGGGACUGCAGACGAGAUGUACAAGGCACUGCUCGAAGUCUUGGGCCGGCUUCCUCCAGACACAAAAGUCUACUGUGGCCAUGAGUACACCAUAAACAACCUUAAGUUUGCACGACAUGUGGAACCCAACAAUGCUGCCAUUCAGGAGAAACUGGCCUGGGCCAAGGAGAAGUAUGCUGUUGGGGAGCCCACGGUGCCAUCCACCCUGGCAGAGGAGUUCACCUAUAACCCCUUCAUGAGAGUGAAGGAGAAGACUGUGCAGCAGCAUGCUGGGGAGACGGACCCUGUGACCACCAUGAGGGCCAUCCGCAGGGAGAAGGACCAGUUCAAGGUGCCACGGGACUGAGGCACAUGGGGAUGGGAACUUUUAAGUGACUGUCUGGUUGCUCAUGCAGGAUCUAGUCUGCUUUUAUUUUAAGUUAAUCCAGAGCCCUUAGCUUAUGUUAUCAAAUGUUCUAAUGCAUAUUUAUAAGAGAAAAAGGUUAAAAGUAUUUAUUCCCAUAACCCUGUUUAUGGACUCUGCAUUAUCUCUGGCUAUAGAUGUAUAUAGCCUCAGUGCCUGUGGUCACAUGAUGUCCAGUGUUCAGCUAGCUUCUUAGAGUGGUGCUGGCUCUGGGAAGGCCUGAUCUGGGCUUCCCACCUUGGCUUUCUGGCUCUUUAGGGAGAAGGAUGGCUGGCACCCUCCUUGGCUUUUCCUCCCUCUUCCACUAACCUCUGUGGCCCGUCCAAGCCCCAGACUCUGGGUCCUCAGGUCAUAUUGCAGGUAAUAGUUUAGGUCUGAGUGGGUAGGAUGGAGUCAGCAGACAUGGAUGCCCAGUGACACCGAGGACCCUGAUAGUUGGAGGAAGAAUUUGAGACUGGGGUGCCUGGUCUAAACCCCCAGGGGACGGUUGACCCUGACAGAGUGGAACGUUGCUUUGAUCUGUGCUGGGUGCGGUCAGCAUCCCUCAAGCCUGCUGCAGCAUGUGCACCCUGUUCUGCUGUCUGCAUUGCUGGCCUAGCCCCCAGGCUGUAGCUUCACAAUACCCUUGUUUCCUUGCAGUUGCCUCAAACUUUAGCCUGCUGUGGGGUCAGGAUACAGGUGGUCUAAACUGCAUUACUGCCACACAGUUCCUCUUUAGAAAUGACGUAGGUGGAGCCAUUACUCCUGCCUAUGCUUUCAUCUCCAGAGGUGACAUGGACUGGAACUUGCAUGUGUGGUGCAUGCGAUAAGUGUCAAAUCAUGUGUGCUUGGCCAAUCCUGCCAUAGCUCUAAUAGGCACUGUGGUUUCUACCAGCCUCCAAAUAAAUGCGGUAUCCCUCUGUGA